GCAUAGCGUUCAUAUCGCCGCACACAAUAACACGUAUAUAUUUUAAAAGUCGGCGCGAAUCACCAGUGCACGCACGCAUGAUGGCCGACGGUGACGAAACGAUGGCCGAAACGGUGGAGGAGACUUACGAGACGGAGGUCCGGCGGAAGAUCGUCAAGACCAAAUUCAAAAUCGAAGAAACUUCCUCUACAACCACAACCACUACGAUGACCACACCAGCGAAAUUAUACGGAAAAGAUCUCAGUGUGUACGAGGACAUUGAUGUAGAUACCUUGUUAGAUAAAUUAACACCCGAAGAAAUCAAUAUAUUAGCCAAAGAAGUAGACCCCGACGAUUCAUUUUUACCUCCCUCUCAAAGGACAAGUUACGAUUGUGAUAAACAACCCACUGGACCCUUAAAUAGAAAACAAUUAAUCGAACAUAUAAACAGAGAAGCCAUCGAAACUCCGGACAUACCUGAAUUGAAGCCCUAUGUUGCCGGGGUGAUACGAGGGAAAAAGUGGAUUCCACCUCCUCCUCCGAAGAAGGAAAUUGAAGCUGAUGAAAAGAUUGCCGUAGAUUUAGGAGAUGAGUAUGAACAGGCUUUGACUCAUGCAACCCAAGAGGAGAUCAUUGAUUUGGCAGCCAUCUUGGGCUUCCACUCAAUGAUGAAUCAAGACCAAUAUCACGCCUCUCUGUUGAACAAAGGCCAGCCGGUCGGUUUGGGUUGGGACGGUAUUACCAAAGCCUCGAAACCAAAAAUUUUCCCCAUGGAUCCGCCCAAUGACGCGGACGUUGACGACUCUAUAAGACGGGUUCAAAAUGACGACCCGAAGUUCAUUGAUCUCAACUGGAAUAAUAUUAAGAAUAUCUCUGACGAGAAGUUUAAUAAUUUAUUCGAAGCUCUGGAAAAUAAUACGCACCUGGAAACGUUAGCGUUAGCGAAUACAGGAAUGACAGAUCGGGGGGCCGACAGGUUAGCGCAGGCGCUCGAGAAAAACAGCCAACUAAGGGUGGUGAAUGUAGAAAGUAAUGUGAUUUCUCCGCUGGGUGUGGUUAGACUUAUCAAAUCGCUGCUCAAACAGAACAGCGUCGAGGAGUUCAGGGCGACCAAUCAGCGGACGCAAAUAUUAGGUAACAAAAUAGAGAUGGAAAUUACGCAGCUUAUCGAAAAGAAUCCUACGAUUCUCAGGCUGGGCCUGCAUUUAGAAUAUAACGACGCCCGUCACCGUAUCGCGACGCACUUACAAAGGAACAUUGACACAAAACGGCGCCUUUCUCGGUUGGGUUCGACAAGUUCGUAAACGCUGAUGGUCAAAAUAAUUACUUCGUAGGUACAGAACCGGCAAGCUGCCCCGUAACUACCUGGUUGGUUACAUCGCUUAACGCCAACGUUUCAGCUCACGCGACGUUAUCUUCAGUGUCAAACGCAUCUUGUCCCGCCGAGCCACGUAUCGUUUUCCCUGUCGCACUUACUUUAGGAAUCUAUGUUAAGACUUUACUUAGUUGUUAUGUAUGUGUCAUUUCGUUCUCCUCUAACGUGUUGGUUUUUCCUGACCGUAGGUCUCUGAACUCUAAUUCUUAUCUACUUAACGGCUCAUCAAUUUGAAACGAAAGUAACUGUUUUCACUGCCAAAAGUGCUACAAAACUAGGUGCAGAUAGAGACAUGUAUUUAUUUAACGUUUGGAAUGUGCAAAUUUGUCAAUAACGAAAAAAGUUUAGAGGUGAACUGCGAUAUGGUUAUGUUAAAUAAAUAUAUAAAUGCAGAAUUAUUUUAUUAAUAUAAUAAUUUAGUUUAUAUAAGCGAUUGAUUACAUUUGUAAAUAUCGUUUGCUUUAAAGAGGAUGUUGCUUAAAAUAGUUUUCUUUACGUAAAUGUUGAUACUUAGUCAUAUUAGUCAUUAAAACGGCAUUCAAAAACAAUUUUACUCUGCAAAUUUUAAAACGUCUCGCGUCUCGCUAUACACGGGCCUAUCAGUGACUUGCAAGGAGUUUUUUUAAAUUCUCAAGCGUUGAUCGUUGAGAUCUAUAAUUGUGAUUUUGCCCGCCCUGUAUAUGAUGUGUAACGUGAACUUUUCGUAUUUUAUCGUAACAUGUUAGCAAUAUACGCGCCGUAGAUGAGUAGUUGCAAGAUAUUCUUAUGUAACAUACAAAAGAAAAGAAUAAAGAAUAGU
Molecule: messenger RNA, 2153 nt
Organism: Cylas formicarius (sweet potato weevil)
Lineage: Eukaryota; Metazoa; Arthropoda; Insecta; Coleoptera; Brentidae
Product: tropomodulin
Exons: 8
Coding region: 78-1283 (401 amino acids)
Biological process (GO): myofibril assembly; pointed-end actin filament capping
Cellular component (GO): myofibril
Molecular function (GO): tropomyosin binding
Source: RefSeq, a predicted model, not a curated record